ACACUCCACUCCCCAAACCCUGCUCUCUCUUUCUCUCUCUCUCACUCACUAUAUUGUAGGCAGCGAGUGUCGGCAGGCAGCGGCAGAUCGAGCUUUCCGUUGCCCAAACCAUCUUCACACUGGUGCUGCCGCUACCGCCGCCCCAGACCCUCUACUACUUAAGCUUAAUUGAUUAGCCAUCACACAAUGCAGCCCCUCCAAUUUGGCCUAUUAUUGCUGGUCAAUUCUGCGAUGCUGUUAAUAAUUGUUACAGCUCAAAACACGCAUUGGCUUCCUGCCACAGCCACCUGGUACGGCAGCCCCGAAGGUGACGGCAGUGACGGCGGGGCAUGUGGGUACGGAUCCUUAGUGGACGUGAAGCCAUUGAGAGCGAGAGUGGGCGCAGUGAGCCCGGUGCUAUUCAAGAACGGCGAGGGUUGCGGCGCAUGUUACAAAGUCAAGUGUUUGGACAAGUCCAUCUGCUCCAGGCGAGCCGUCACCAUAAUCGUCACCGACGAGUGCCCCGGUGGCUACUGCUCAGGUGGGCGGACCCAUUUCGACCUCAGUGGCGCAGCCUUUGGCCGCAUGGCUAUUGCCGGUGAGCAUGGUCUGCUCAGAAACCGAGGCGAACUAUCCGUUCUUUACCGACGGACACCAUGUAAAUAUCCUGGGAAGCAGGUGGCCUUCCAUGUGAACGAAGGUUCAACCAACUAUUGGCUCUCACUUCUGGUAGAGUUUGAAGAUGGAGAUGGAGAUGUCGGAUCAAUGCAUAUAAGACAAGCAAGUUCUAGUGAGUGGGUAGCGAUGAGGCAUGUCUGGGGAGCAAGUUGGUGCAUCGAUGGAGGACCUUUGAGAGGGCCAUUCUCAGUGAAGAUAACCACACUAUCAACAGCUAGAAGCCUCACCGCCCGGGAUGUGAUUCCAAGCAAUUGGUCUCCCAAAGCCACUUACACCUCUCGCCUGAAUUUUUGAGCAGAAGCAGUAGCACUACUUCUGUGGUUCUGCCUAGCCUAAAAGGCAAAAGAGGCCCCAUGACGCAAAAGGAGCGGUUGUCGGGUCCUCUUUGUUUGUUCUAUUUUCUAGUUUUUUCUUUUCUUUUCUUUUCUUUUUCUAAAGAAAAGUAGCCGUUGGAUUGCAGUAUUAAUUAGCUUCCAAUGCUGGCUCUUUCUUUAAAUUGUAGCGUGGUUGUUGUACUGUUUUGUAUGUGCGUAGUUAUAGCCCCUCUCCAAAAAAGGAGAGAGAGCGCGUGCUAUCGAACGCAAUGUGUACGUGUUUUUUUUUUUUAAUAUAAUUC
Molecule: messenger RNA, 1273 nt
Organism: Rosa chinensis
Lineage: Eukaryota; Viridiplantae; Streptophyta; Magnoliopsida; Rosales; Rosaceae
Product: expansin-B3
Exons: 3
Coding region: 187-951 (254 amino acids)
Biological process (GO): sexual reproduction
Cellular component (GO): extracellular region; plasmodesma
Source: RefSeq, a predicted model, not a curated record